Phacochoerus africanus (Common warthog) is the source of this 2563-nucleotide messenger RNA. RefSeq names its product ADP ribosylation factor like GTPase 6 interacting protein 5 (gene ARL6IP5). The record is from RefSeq and is a predicted model, not a curated record. Lineage: Eukaryota; Metazoa; Chordata; Mammalia; Artiodactyla; Suidae. The coding region runs from base 258 to 824 and encodes 188 amino acids. The transcript is spliced from 3 exons. Gene Ontology annotation, biological process: negative regulation of transport. Gene Ontology annotation, cellular component: membrane.
GUCCUUUCAUCUCUGUUUUGCACUUGGUCUUUCUCUGGGCCUCAGUUUUCCUGUAACCAACCUCUUAGAGCCAAUCAAGGAGUAAAGAAGAGAAGAAACGCCCGCCCGCUCUCAAUUUUCUUCCUUCCACUGCCUACUAACCACAAAGCCGACUGCGCCAGGGCCGCUGUCAUCUUUCACCUAGCUCAGCUGAUCGGUUGCCGCCGCCGCCGCCGCCAGAUUCCAGAAGCAAAGAACCACAAGCUGGUAAGAUAGACAUGGACGUGAAUAUCGCUCCGCUCCGCGCCUGGGACGAUUUCUUCCCAGGCUCUGAUCGCUUCGCCCGGCCAGACUUUAGGGACAUUUCCAAAUGGAACAACCGCGUGGUGAGCAACCUGCUCUAUUAUCAGACCAACUAUCUGGUGGUGGCUGCCAUGAUGAUUUCCGUCGUGGGGUUCCUGAGCCCCUUCAACAUGAUCCUUGGAGGCAUUGUGGUGGUACUGGUAUUCACGGGCUUUGUGUGGGCAGCCCACAAUAAAGACAUUCUCCGCCGGCUGAAGAAGCAGUACCCUACGGUGUUUGUCAUGGUGGUCAUGCUGGCCAGCUACUUCCUCAUAUCCAUGUUUGGGGGAGUCAUGGUCUUUGUGUUCGGCAUCACUUUCCCUUUGCUGCUGAUGUUUAUCCACGCGUCGCUGAGACUCCGGAACCUCAAGAACAAACUGGAGAAUAAAAUGGAGGGAAUCGGUCUGAAGAGGACACCCAUGGGCAUUGUCCUGGAUGCCCUAGAACAGCAGGAAGAAAACAUCAGCAAGUUUGCUGACUAUAUCAGUAAAGUCAAUGAGUAAAUGGAGCUGACCUGGCGAUAGGGUUGCUGCAGAAAUCGAUGUGCAGUGUGCCCUUGUCCAGACCUAUUUUCCGUUUGUGUUUCUGACGUAGGAGGUUCCCGCACCAUCCAACCAUCCGUGGCAGCGUGCACGUAGUGGCCAUGCUGUUCACAUCUCUGCUUUUACAGAGAGCAGGCCUCAGAGACUGAAAAAAACACCCUCCUAUUGUGUCUGAAGUUUCAGGUGUGUUUAUGGAAGCUGAUAGGAAAUGGAGCACACCUAUUUUUUUAAGGGGAAUACAAAUAAAAGAAUCAUGGAUUGUAUAGCAACAAUACAGUGAUCUUGUGGGAAAAAAUUCAAUUGUAAAAUAUCGAGGCAGUAUGAGUAAAUGAAAAGACUGUUAAAGUAGAUGAUGUCAUGCACUAGCCUGUUUUAAUCUGCCCCCCCAUCCUCCUCCUCCAAAAAAUUCCCUUGUUAGAAUUAUGUGUAGGGUAUAUAUUAGUUUUGUUUUUAUUAUUAUGCUUUUAAAAUCAAAGAUGAUCUCCAUCACUUUGCCUCCUGUUUGAUGUGCAGUGGAAGUUGGAUAAAUCAGUUUCUAGUUUGUUUACAAAGCUAGCUGUUUGUGAGAAUAUUUUGUCAACUUUUUGUCCGUUUUUGAAAGGCUAGUAAUGUGUUUGCACUAGCAGGCAUUUGUUGCAAACUAAAUGCCAUCUUCUUUAAGGAGGUUACAGUUCUGUAACCUGUAUUAUUCUCAAUGGUCUUGUUUAAAAAAAAAAAAAGAAAAAAUCAAAAUAAAACUUGAGUUCUGUUUCUGUUGCAGUUUUUCUUGUUCUAAGGAAAAAAAGAUGUCCACGGUAAAUGUUUCCCUUUUUUCUUUAUUGUUUAGUUUUUAACUGGAACAUUGAGAAAGAAGGAAACAAACGUGCAUUUUACUCAUUCCUUAGGGCAGAAAGAGGACAUGAAGAGCUGAUCUUUUGAAAUCUGAAAAGCAUCUUUAGAUGACUGAGCAAAAAGUCUUUUUAAAAAAUGGAAACGAGGAGUUCCUGUCGUGGCACAGUGGUUAACGCCGACUAGGAACCAUGAGGUUGCGGGUUCAGUCCCUGCCCUUGCUCAGUGGGUUAAGGAUCCGGCGUUGCCAUGAGCUGUGGUGUAGGUCGCAGACGCGGCUCAGAUCCUGCAUUGCUGUGGCUCUGGCGUAGGCCGGCAGCUAUAGCUUUGAUUAGACCCCUAGCCUGGGAACCUCCAUAUGCCACGGGAGUGGCCCAAGAAAUAGCAAAAAGACCAAAAAAAAAAAAAAAAAAAGGAACGAAAAUGAGAGUGAUGAGCAACUUCUGCAGUUCAUAAAAAUUUUAGAUAAUUCUUGGUAUCUAUAAAAGCCAAGUUUUUUUUUAAAUAAAGCCAUUAGAAUUAAGAUAGCAUGAGUUUUUUUUCCUUUACUUUCUUGUACUUACCAUGUAUUUAGCAAUAGGUGAUACAAAAUGUUUUGCUUGCCAGCUAAGUGAUUUCAUAGAUGAACAGAAAAUAUUUAGGUUUCCCUUCAUUGAAUUAUGAAGACAGUUGGAGCAGUAGUAAUUGAAGAGACUCUGUACCUCCUAGAAUAAGUAGCAAUGCAUAUGCCACUCCUGAUUUUUCUUGCAUUUUAAUUCCACAGCCAAACUGCAGCCUUUGUCACUAGCACAGUGACAUAACCAUGACUUCAUACACAUGGUCUAGAACUUGUACUCUUAGCAAGCUAUCAAGAAUAAAAUUUAUCAAAGGUU